Molecule: messenger RNA, 738 nt
Organism: Aureobasidium namibiae CBS 147.97
Lineage: Eukaryota; Fungi; Ascomycota; Dothideomycetes; Dothideales; Saccotheciaceae
Product: HAD-like protein
Exons: 2
Coding region: 1-738 (245 amino acids)
Source: RefSeq, a predicted model, not a curated record
AUGGCAAGCUCAUAUCCCACAAGACGAUUUGCGCCUUUGAGCAAAGGCAAAGGUCAUGACGCCAUCGACGGCAACAUGGUGCUGGAAGGCAUUGUUUUCGAUGUUGAUGGAACCCUUUGUGAACCGCAAAAUUACAUGUUCACCGAGAUGAGGAACAAAUUGGGAAUCACAAAAGGAGAGGACAUCCUGGACCACGUAUACAGCCUGUCCGGAGAUGAACAGAAAAAGGCUCACCAGAUUAUCGAAGAUGUCGAGCGAGAGGCCAUGGCGAAACAAGUCCCGCAAGCUGGACUCGUCACGUUGAUGGAACAUCUGGAUACCAAUGGCAUCCUGAAAGGAAUCUGUACAAGAAACUUCAACACGCCCGUGGAACACCUGUUAAGCAACCAUUUGCCAGGCCACAUCAACGCAUUCGCACCUAUUGUCACAAGAGACUUUCGCCCUGCUAAGCCAUCACCCGCCGGAAUUCUGCAUAUCGCGAAGCAAUGGGGCAUCAUCAGCGAGUCAGAUGUGUCCGAAGAGGGCCGACCUACUGCGAAGAGACCAAUCCCUCUAAUCAUGGUUGGCGAUAGUAUCGACGAUAUCGUCGCCGGUCAUGACGCUGGUGCUGCUACUGUAUUACUCAGAAGCGAAGGCAAAGAAGACCUUGAGAAGGAUCCCAGAACUGACAUAGUCAUCAGUCGCUUGGACGAACUAAUCGAUAUUCUGGAGAACGGCUUCGAGAGCAGACAGCGGUGA